CCCGGAAUAAUAACAUCAGCAGCUGUGAGUUUAGAGCGUGAGUUUCAGCAGCAGAACUUCUAGAAGAUAAGACUUUAAGUUCCAGAUAUUAAGACUUUAAAUGUUCCAGAUAUUUGCCCUCUAACUGCCGGGGUAACUUCCAGAUAUUUGCCCUCUAACUGCCGGGGUAACUUCCAGAUAUUUGCCCUCUAACUGCCGGGGUAACUUCCAGAUAUUUGCCCUCUAACUGCCGGGGUAACUUCCAGAUAUUUGCCCUCUAACUGCCGGGGUAACUUCCAGAUAUUUGCCCUCUAACUGCCGGGAUGUUCGCCGCUCUGCUGUCCGUGUCGCUGCCCUUCCUGCUCUGCGUUGUUCUGGUGAACACCGGCCUGUUUGACUCGGUUCUGGUGGACCUGGACCCGAGUCACUACGCGGAGAAGCGCGUGCACGCUCUGCCCGCGUUCCUGGCGAUGCCGUGUAACUGCUUGGUGAACGUGGGUUAUAUCUGCGUGGGUCUGUACUGGCUGCUGUGGAACCGGCUCGGUACCGAACCCGACCGGAGCCGCUACAUGAGGCAGGUGUUCGCGCUCAUGGCCCUGGUCUACGCGCCCGUGCAGUGGACGCGCCUGACGGUGCUGCGGCUCGCUCCCGCCGUGCUCGACCAGUGGCUCACGCUACCGAUCUUCGCGUGGGUUCGGGUGUGGAUCCGGUACAUCGAGGAGCCUCCGGGCCGAUGGAGCGGCGCGCACGGAGCCGCGCACGGGGCCGCGCUGGAGCUGUGCUCGCUGCUGAGCUACGGACUGACACUGCUGCACGCGCGGGGCUUCGAGGCGGCUCUGGGCGCGCACGUCGCCCUGGCCGUGCACGCGGCGGUUCGGCUGCAGCUCAAGUACGGGGACCGUCGCACGCGCACGGUUCUGCUGCUGGCGGUGCUGUCCUUUGCGGGCUUCGUGGUGCUGAAGCUGCUGGACCACCAGCUGGCCCGGUACCGGCUGUUCCAGCGGCUCACCGGACACUUCUGGUCCAAAGUCUGCGACGUGCUGCAGUUCCACCUCAGCUUCCGCUUCCUGACGGCUCUGGAUCAGCGGGUCCAACAGAACCGGGCCAAGGCUGCAGGACUAACAGAACCGGUCCAAGGCUGCUGGACUAACAGAACCGGUCUAAAGCUGCAGGACUAACAGAACCGGUCCAAGGCUGCAGGACUAACAGAACCGGUCUAAAGCUGCAGGACUAACAGAACCGGUCCAAGGCUGCAGAACUAACAGAACCGGUCUAAAGCUGCAGGACUAACAGAACCGGUCCAAGGCUGCAGGACUAACAGAACCGGUCUAAAGCUGCAGGACUAACAGAACCGGUCCAAGGCUGCAGGACUAACAGAACCGGUCCAAGGCUGCAGGACUAACAGAACUGGUCUAAAGCUGCAGGACUAACAGAACCGGAUCAGUUGGGUUCUGACUGAUGGAUGUGCCUGGGGGCACUAGGACCCUGGUGAUCCAGGUGAAUGCAGCUCACCUGAGCAGGUGUGUCAGCGUCACUCACUCAUCAGUCAUCAAUCUGCUAUAAUCAGAAUCAUUUUGGAGUUUUUUAUUUUUACAGAAUUUGUAAUGAUAGUUUUCUGCAGCAUGUGAGAAUUUCUUCACUAAAUAAACAGUUUUUGUUUCUGAUCUCUGAGGUGAAUCUGCUCUAAUUCUGUUUAUAUCCUCUGAGGAUUUUAUUUAGUCUUUUUCUAUUUUUACCUGUAGCUGGGAGUCACUACAAAACAUAACAAUAGAGAUUGUUGAACUUUACAGCCAAAGUGCUGUUUGCUCCUUUUCCUGGUUUGCUCUUGUAAUUUUAUUUUUUUAGUGCUCAGUUGUGUUCAGAGUUCACCUGUUGAUUUGACAUCACUCCAGGUUCACUCUUCUGUUGGGAGAAAUUAAUUUAUUCUAGUUUGAUUGACUCACCUGUUUGCAUCGUUAACUAUACUCUGUCCAGGUGAUUCAGAACAUGUUGUCCAUGUAGCUACAGAAGGAGACAUCACCUGAAGGUGCAGUAAAAUGAGAGUCCAACAUUACUGUGCUGCACCUGUUUCCUGUUUCCAGGUGACUUUAAGGCUGAUCUGUGAACAGUGAGCUGAUUUUAGAGAACUGAUUGUGCUACGAUGCUGUUAACCCGCUUUGAACCCAUUUUUCCCAGCUGUUAAAAGUAAACUUAAAAUGUUAAACUCUGAAGAUUUGAAAUGUUUAUGAGUGACAAAUUUGCAGAAAUACAGCAAAAGAGAGAAGAAAGCAGAAGACUGAGGACCUCUGGAGAGACCAGGACUUUGCUCCGGACAUUCUCUGACUCUGUGGUGGUCUGCUGACUGGACAGAAGGUCAGGAGGUUCUGGACUCCAUAGAGGAGGAUGGUGGAGAAGCUCACGUCCAUCAUGGACUCUGACCCACUGCUGGAGGCUUCAAAAAGACCUCCACCCUAUGAUAGGUCAUCAGCACCACUGGCUGAUGGGAGCAUAAACCAGACUUAUAUCAUGUAUUAUUAUUAUUAUUAUUAUUAUUAUUAUUAUUAUUAUUAUCUCAACCAGAACAAACUCUGCACUGCUGCAUCUUUGCAAUUUUACAUUUAUUUUCAAGUCACUUUAUAUUGCUGUUGUCUACAGUGUGUCAAUACUGUAUAUGCUCAUUUUAAUUUUUCAUCCUUGUACAUAUUGCAAUUAUUAUUACGUUUCUUUGCUGCUUUAACAGUGUGAAUUUCCCCUGGCGUGGGGAGCAAUAAAGGAUUAUCUUAUCUCUUA
Amphiprion ocellaris (clown anemonefish) is the source of this 2748-nucleotide messenger RNA. Its product is annotated as transmembrane protein 187-like. The record is from RefSeq and is a predicted model, not a curated record. Gene Ontology annotation, cellular component: transport vesicle. Bases 303 to 1157 code for a protein of 284 amino acids. The transcript has a single exon. NCBI's taxonomy places the organism in Eukaryota, Metazoa, Chordata, Actinopteri, Pomacentridae.